This is a messenger RNA of Colossoma macropomum (tambaqui), 3983 nucleotides long. RefSeq names its product synaptotagmin VIb (gene syt6b). The transcript has 8 exons. The coding region runs from base 1 to 1971 and encodes 656 amino acids. Gene Ontology annotation, cellular component: membrane. NCBI's taxonomy places the organism in Eukaryota, Metazoa, Chordata, Actinopteri, Characiformes, Serrasalmidae. The record is from RefSeq and is a predicted model, not a curated record. Gene Ontology annotation, biological process: cellular response to calcium ion; calcium-ion regulated exocytosis; regulation of calcium ion-dependent exocytosis. Gene Ontology annotation, molecular function: phosphatidylserine binding; calcium-dependent phospholipid binding; clathrin binding.
AUGACCACAUCUACUGUCUCAUUCAUCUUGAACAGAGGCUGGCUCUACUCCAGUAUGGCCUUCAAAGUUAAGUCAACUGCACUUCUUCUUAAACACAACAAGACAGAGCAUGACUGGCAGUUGACCGGUGGAGGGCAGAGGGAGGAAGCUACAAUACGAGUUGACAAGCUUGGCGUGGACACUUUUAGUGGCCCAGAGCAAGACGGCUCUUGGUUAAAGAGUAAAUCCAGCCUUAAACGCAAGCCAUAUUCAACAACCAAAACCCCUCCCAGUGCUGUGGAUGUGCCUCCCCCUGCUGUUCUGCUUAUGGGGAAAAAUGCUCACUGUACUUCCUCCACUAAACAGAGGCAUCGCUGCUUCUUUAGUUCAUCUCCUGAUGUGAGCUUCUCCUCAGAGAUUAAUUCACAGCCUUCGGCAGUUGUUCUCUUUGUGUCAUCCCCUGUUACAUACAUCUGCCCUGUGUCUGCCCUACCUCCUUUCCUGUCCAUAUCGUCCUCACUAGACAUCUCUUUCAGUCUCUUGCUGCUGGUGUUUGUGCUGUGUGGCCUGGCCCUGCUGGGUGUCAUCAGCCUCGCCACCUGGAAACUGUGUUGGGUGCCCUGGCGCAGCGAAGCCCUCUCGUCCAGCGCCACUGCCCUUGCCCCCGCCCGCCUGGACAGAGAGCCUACCAGCGAAGGUGACCAAGGCUAUUACUCAACCCAAGGAGAUAUCAUGGCAGACGACAAGCUGAAGGGUCCUGGAAACUUCCUGGAGGCAGCAGUGAAGAUCAGUCAUACAUCCCCGGACAUCCCUGCAGAUGUUCAGCUGUCCAUGAAAGACCACCUGUUAAGACGCACACGCAUCGCCCGGCAGACCACCGAGCCGGCCUCCUCCAACAGGCAUAGUUCCUUCAAGAAGCACCUACCCAGACAGAUGCACCAUGUUACAAGUGUGGACCGCAGCAGCGAUUUUUUGGAUGUGGAAGACCACUCCACCUGCACGGCUGCCUCCCUUGGCCGAAUACAGCCUGAACUUUACAAACAGAGCCCACAGGAGACUGAGGAAUUAUCCAAGAACGGAGCAGCAAAAACCUGUGGCAAGAUCAACUUCUCACUCAAGUACGAUUAUGAGGGUGAACUUCUGCUCGUCACCAUUUUUAAGGCCGUGGACCUGCCAGCCAAGGACUUAUGCGGUAGCUCGGACCCCUAUGUCAAGAUUUACCUGUUGCCAGACCGCAAAUGCAAGUUCCAGACCCGUGUGCACCGCAAGACCCUCAACCCCACGUUUGACGAAACAUUCCAGUUCCCCGUGCCCUAUGAGCAGCUGACGGCCAGGAAGCUGCACCUGAGUGUUUUUGACUUUGACCGCUUCUCACGUCAUGACAUGAUUGGUGAAGUGAUACUGGAAAACCUCUUUGAAAUGUCUGACCUCUCACGGGAAACUUCCAUCUGGAGAGACAUUCAGUAUGCCACUAGUGAAAGCGUUGACCUGGGGGAGAUAAUGUUCUCCCUUUGCUAUCUGCCCACUGCAGGACGACUUACUCUUACAGUCAUUAGAUGCAGAAAUCUCAAAGCCAUGGACAUAACUGGUUACUCAGAUCCAUAUGUGAAAGUGUCACUGAUUUGUGAUGGGAAACGACUAAAAAAGAAGAAAACUACAAUAAAGAAAAACACCUUGAACCCUACUUACAAUGAAGCCAUAAUCUUCGACAUUCCUCCAGAAAACAUGGAGCAAGUCAGCUUACAUAUAUCAGUUAUGGACUAUGAUUUAGUGGGACACAAUGAGGUCAUAGGUGUGAACCGAGUGGGUAGCCAUGCUGAGGGGCUUGGCAGAGACCACUGGAAUGAGAUGUUGGCUUACCCUCGGAAACCCAUUGCUCACUGGCAUCCGCUCCUUGAGCCUAAGAAGUCUGAGAAAGAGUGGAAGACCCGAACUGCGAGCUUUGACAGUCAGGGGUCCUGUCCAUCUCCUCGACUCCCCUCCAGUCCGUAGGGAAGGGGCCUGAAGCACAUGCCUCUCUCUAAGGCUUCUCAAAAGCCAAGGAUCUAUUAGGGAGCUGUGGUAAGAUUCACACGUCCUGAGACGACCUGUGGUACAACGUCUGUCUGUGCGGACAUGGCUUAUAGUACAGACAGAAAGAAGAAUGAGUCAAAGCUUUUCAUGUAUAUUGAGCCUAGCCAAGCUUCUGGUGGGUAAUCAGUUUUAUGUUUUUUUUGUUUCAGCAGAGGUUUAAUUUUCCCUCACUGGCUGAAUUCAUAAGCCAGUCCAGAGGGUUAUGUUAUUGAAUUGCCAUGUAUGGAUUUAAUUGCUCCAAAGUAGGCAAUUAAUAAAUGUAUAGUGUAUUUUAUGCUUGAAAUGAUAAUGUAAAGAUAUAGUUCAUUAAAUAUUAAACCAGUAUUUCCUUUUGCUUGGUUUAGGGAAAUUUAUGGGUUUUUUGUUUGUAGCAUUUGUAAACUGGUUUUAGACAGAGGAAGUGCAUAACAAAUGCACUGUGAGACGCACAUCUGGGUUUGUGUGAAUUAAUUCGGGAGAACUGCUGUGUGACAUCAGAACAAACGUACUCAAAGGUACUUUUGUUGAUGAUGAUGUGAUCCUGUUUGCCACCCAGCAGGGUUUAAGUUCCAAGCCAAGAGACAAGUCUACAUUGCUUAAAUAGUUUCUGACUGGCUGUUUACAAAUAAUCUUUUAAUUAUAUAUAUAUUUAUUUGAAGCCUUUCAGAAUUACUUAGGUUUUUGUGAAAUUUCCAAUCUCAAACAUUAGAGUAUUGUAAAUAUUUUGAUACAAGAAGAUGUUAAAGGUUAUGUAAUUUUCCUUGGAAACAAAAUCUUUCUCAUUCUUGCAUUUAUCUUCCAGUAUUUCUGAUUAGAGUACAUUCUCACAAAUGUUAUAUAAACAUAAGGUUUGACCUUUUCUAUGUUUCUUAUGUUCUUGAAUAGGUAGCAGAUAACCUGGCAAAGCGAUGGCAUCCUUAAAUUGUUCAGUACACAGAAUAGCUGCUAGUUAUUUUUUGCUGUUUUUUUUCUUAUACUAGAGCUGUUUUACUGGGUAAGUUUGUCAUUUUUGACAUUUUCCAGUACACAUGCUGUUUAGCUGGAAAAAACAACCCAGAAUGUAUUUCCCCAAACUUUCUUAGCAUUGCCAUCAUUAUGUGACUGGCUGAGUAUGUCUUGAACUCUCUUUCUAUAUAACAAAGAUCAUAUGCUUUGAAGGCAGCCUUGACUGACGUUAAAGUAUAUCAUUACCUAGAUCUGAGUGAUUGUGUCUGGGACACUUAACAUCUCAUUUCACUGUCCAUAAUCUACAUAAUGUGAAACUGGCACUGGCAACAACAAUUAUAAUUUCACUAAGCAGUAAUCAGAGGCUGCCUUUUAGCUUCCAGAUUAUUCCACUGUGAGCCAUAAAGACAAGUAAGGGCUCUGACAAAACAUUUGGUAGCUUCACUCUUCACAUCCCUAAAGCCACAAUCAGGAGCUGUAAUAAUCAGGACCUCAGCUCUGAUUUUAUGACAAGGGUGCACGGCCAACAUGCAUGUUGCAUUUUUAGUGACGGCAGUAUGGUUGCAUUAUUCCUGUUUGAAAGACUUUUGUGUGUUAGCACAAAAAAACCAGCCUGUCCACUGCAGAAAUUCCUGACUGGGCUUUUAAAGCAUUUGAAAAAACAUUUUAAAAAAUGAAAAAAGGCUAUUAGUUUUUAUUUUAAUAUCAAUUUACGUUUGAGCAAACCAUGUCCAUUGUAGUGUAUUUUUCUUGUUACCUAAAUUGUUCAUAAGAUAAUAUAAUGUAUUUUGUUAGUUGCUUUGGCAGAAACCCCUCGCUAUAGUGAUCAUAGUGAUCAGUGUUUCUGAAUCAAAGACCUAAUGUACUUCCAUUUUCCAGGUGGUAACAAGUACCUUUUCACUUUUAUAUUGAGAAUUUGUAUUUGUAAUGUAAAUUUAUUAAGUUAUUUGUUUCAGAGCACCCCUUGUAUUUCAUUAGAAUGAUUAAAGUUGUUGAUUAUAAUUGUC